Oryza sativa Japonica Group (Japanese rice) is the source of this 744-nucleotide messenger RNA. RefSeq names its product probable CCR4-associated factor 1 homolog 11. The record is from RefSeq and is a predicted model, not a curated record. Gene Ontology annotation, molecular function: poly(A)-specific ribonuclease activity; nucleic acid binding. NCBI's taxonomy places the organism in Eukaryota, Viridiplantae, Streptophyta, Magnoliopsida, Poales, Poaceae. Gene Ontology annotation, cellular component: CCR4-NOT complex; P-body; CCR4-NOT core complex.
AUGUCGCUCAUCCGGUCGCUGAUGCCGACCUUCCCCUUCGUCGCCGUCGACACCCAGUUCCCCGGCGUCGUCCACCCCCACCCGAGAGGGGCGGGGGUCACCGCCGACGAUCGGUACGCGGCGGUGAGGGCGAACGCCGACGAGCUCUGCCUGCUACAGCUCGGGAUCACCCUCUCCGCCGCCGACGGCCGUCUCCCCGUCGACGGCGCCCUCGUCGAGUUCAUGUGGGAUUUCGACUUUGCCGGUUUCGACGCCCGCUACCACCGCCACGCGCCGGAGUCCGUACAGUUCUUGAGGGCCCAGGGGUUCGACUUCGAGGCCGCGCGGCUCGCCGGCGUGCCCGCCCUCGCGUUCGCUGCGGAGCUCGCCGCCUCCGGCAUCCUCGGCCUCCGUGGCGUGACGUGGGUCGCCUUCGGCGGCAUGUACGACGUCGCGUUCCUCCUCAGGCUGGCCACCGGCGGCGCGCCGCUGCCGGCGACGAGGCUGGGCUUCCUGGCGCAGGUCGGCGCCGUCUUCGGCACCCAGGUGUUCGACGCCAAGCACAUGGCGUCGCUGCUCCACAUGCACGGCGGCCUCGCCGCCGUCGGAGGGAUGCUCCGGCUGCCGCCGCAGCUGCCUCGCCGCCACAUGGCCGGGCAGAACAGCGUCAUGGCGAUCCAGCUCUUCAUGGAGCUGAGGAGAAGGUUCAAUGACCUGGGAGGCAGCCUUCACAGCUGCUCGCUCAAGAUCGAAGGCCUGACUUGA